This is a messenger RNA of Saccharomycodes ludwigii, 396 nucleotides long. RefSeq names its product Spg4p (gene SPG4). The record is from RefSeq and is a predicted model, not a curated record. The transcript has a single exon. NCBI's taxonomy places the organism in Eukaryota, Fungi, Ascomycota, Saccharomycetes, Saccharomycodales, Saccharomycodaceae. Bases 1 to 396 code for a protein of 131 amino acids.
AUGACAGGGUUUUUUGAUUCGUUUAGAAUUUAUAGUCCAAAAAAACACGCAUCCUCAUCUGGUUUUGGGGGGAACUCUUCAAAUUCAGGCUCGCUAUCAGGCGGUACAAUGUAUCUUUAUUCUAAAGAGUAUGUACCUCCAUCUACCGAUAAUAAACUAGAGCAAAAAAACCAAGAUGAAACGAUAAUGGGAUCAUUAGAUACUAAUAAUAGUAACCCCAAUAAGGAUACUAUUAUUGGUGAUAGAAGAAACAGCAUUUCAAGCACUGCUAGUAGUAUUGAAGGUGAUACUGGCAUGAAAACGAAUUCACCUUAUAUGGUUGACAUUAGAAAAAUAACUCCUGUUGAAUUUGAAAAACUUUAUAACAGUGUCAAUAAGAAAGAUGGGAAUAUGUGA